GUCCUCCCGCCUUCCCGCCUUCCCGCCUCCACGCGAUCGCGCCGUCCCGCCCCACGCCUCCAGACCCCUGGACUCCAGCCCCAAACGCCCACACGCGGCCCCCGGUGCUCGGCCGCAGCCUCUCCGCCGCCGUCCGCCGCCGUCAUGAACAUCCGCAGUGCCCGGCCGGACGACCUGAUGAACAUGCAGCACUGCAACCUCCUCUGCCUUCCCGAGAACUACCAGAUGAAGUACUAUUUCUACCACGGCCUCUCCUGGCCGCAGCUCUCGUACAUCGCUGAGGACGAGGGCGGGAAGAUUGUGGGCUACGUCCUGGCCAAGAUGGAAGAGGACCCCGACGACGUACCCCACGGACACAUCACCUCCCUGGCCGUAAAGCGCUCGCACCGGCGCCUCGGCCUGGCGCAGAAGCUGAUGGACCAGGCCUCCCGGGCCAUGGUGGAGAACUUCGGCGCCGAGUACGUGUCUCUGCACGUGCGGAAGAGCAACCGGGCAGCCCUGCACCUCUAUUCCAACACCCUCAACUUUGAGGUGAGCGAGGUGGAGCCCAAAUAUUACGCAGACGGAGAAGACGCCUAUGCCAUGAAGCGGGACCUCUCGCAGAUGGCCGGUGCGCUGAGGCGGCAGCUGGAGCUGAGGGCGAAGGGCGGCUCUGCGGUGCUGGGCCCCGGGGAGCGCCCGGAGACGCAGGGCAGCACACGCCCUGCUUCCAGAGAGGCUGGUCAGGAGGAGAAGAACCCGGCCACUGACGGCAGUGGCAGUGACAAGGACCCCAGCCAGGCCACCGAAAGCACGGACGCCCAAGGCAGCUCAGAGGACUCCGACUCCACCUCCUAGAGCCUGCUUCAGCAUCCCAGGCCCUCGUCGGCCACGUCUGCCCUCGGAGCCCUGGCUUAGCCUGUGUCUGCUCUUCAGCAUCGGCUCGGGGGUCAUCUCAUGACCCUGAUGGCUUCUCCUCAACUCUCAACCUCCCACACACCUUGCUGGGAUCGUGACGGAUUACGUGGACACGCGCCUGCUGCCCAAGAGCGAGCGAAGGAAACUGGAGGCCUGCAUCACAGAACCUUCCCCAGCCAACUCGCGCCAUGCUGCCACUUUAUUCUGGUUGUAGUAGUCCUGGGUCGGGUGUGGUUGUCUCUUCCUAGAAUGCCGACCAGGAAGGAAGCAGGGCAAACGCCUGAAGCUCCUCUGCUUGCAGUUUUUGCCAUUAUUUAUCUGGAUUUUUGUCCUUGGGGGGUAGUCAGGACCAUCAGGUCAGGCCUCAUGGCCCUUCUUCCGUCUUUGCCUUUUUCGGCAGAAGUAGCCACUGCAUCUUCCUUUCUCUGCGAACCUGUCCUCUGUCGUGUCCUCCCCUUUUCCUGAGGAGGUGUUCUUCUCGGGGGGCGGCGAGGGCUUUGACCGUGCAAUCAGAGCUUGGAGAUUUCAGGGAAAGGACAACCAGUAAUUAAACUGGAAUAUCUAAUCUG
Messenger RNA from Sus scrofa (pig), 1466 nucleotides. It is a transcript of the gene NAA11, whose product is annotated as N-alpha-acetyltransferase 11, NatA catalytic subunit. The record is from RefSeq and is a predicted model, not a curated record. Gene Ontology annotation, molecular function: protein-N-terminal-glutamate acetyltransferase activity; protein N-terminal-serine acetyltransferase activity. Gene Ontology annotation, cellular component: NatA complex. Lineage: Eukaryota; Metazoa; Chordata; Mammalia; Artiodactyla; Suidae. Gene Ontology annotation, biological process: N-terminal protein amino acid acetylation.